Molecule: messenger RNA, 1388 nt
Organism: Choloepus didactylus (southern two-toed sloth)
Lineage: Eukaryota; Metazoa; Chordata; Mammalia; Pilosa; Megalonychidae
Gene: BTG3
Product: BTG anti-proliferation factor 3
Exons: 5
Coding region: 193-945 (250 amino acids)
Biological process (GO): negative regulation of cell population proliferation; negative regulation of mitotic cell cycle
Cellular component (GO): nucleus; cytoplasm
Source: RefSeq, a predicted model, not a curated record
UCGCUCUCCCGCCCGCCCUCCUUGGCGCGCACGCUCGGCCGCCCGACGACGCGGGAGCAGCACGCGUCGGACGAGGCUCGCGGCGCUCAUUGCUGCCGCGCGGUGCUCCGCGCAGCCGGCACCCCUGGAUUCCGCGUCUGGAGACAAUCGGGACCUGCUAGUCUGCGGCUCCGGAGGGCGGCGGCGGGAAGGAUGAAGAACGAAAUUGCUGCUGUGGUCUUCUUUUUCACACGGCUAGUACGAAAACAUGAUAAGUUGAAGAAAGAGGCAGUUGAGAGGUUUGCGGAGAAAUUGACUCUAAUACUUCAAGAAAAAUAUAAGAAUCAUUGGUAUCCUGAAAAACCAUCAAAAGGGCAGGCCUACAGGUGCAUUCGUGUCAAUAAAUUUCAGAGAGUUGAUCCUGACGUCCUAAAAGCCUGUGAGAACAGCUGCAUCUUGUACAGCGAUUUGGGCUUACCAAAGGAGCUCACUCUCUGGGUGGACCCAUGUGAGGUGUGCUGUCGGUAUGGAGAGAAAAACAAUGCAUUCAUUGUUGCCAGCUUUGAAAACGAGGAUGAAAACAAAGAUGAGAUCUCCAAGAAAGUUACCAGGGCCCUUGAUAAAGUUACCUCUGAUUAUCAUUCUGGAUCCUCUUCUUCGGACGAAGAGCCUAGUAAGGAAGUGAAACCCAAUUCGGUGACUGCAACCCCCAGCCCUGUGUACCAGGUUUCAGAACUGAUAUUCCCACCUCUUCCAAUGUGGCAUCCUUUGCCCAGAAAAAAGUCAGGAAUGUACCGAGGGAAUGGCCACCAGAAUCACUACCCUCCUCCUGUUCCUUUUGGUUAUCCAAAUCAGGGAAGGAAGAAUAAACCUUAUCGCCCCAUUCCAGUGACAUGGGUACCUCCCCCUGGAAUGCAUUGUGACCGGAACCACUGGAUCAAUCCUCACAUGUUAGCACCUCACUAGCACCAUUUGAGUCUCUUGGUGUCAUGUUGAGAGAUAGGUAGAAUACGCCUGACUAUAUUAAAAGUGAAAAGUUCAUAUUCAUAGUAGUAAAGUUAGAUGGACCAAACCAUCAAACUUAUUUUUAUAGAGAAGUUAUUGAGAAUAAUCUUUCUUAAAAUAUAUAUAUAUAUGCACUUUAGAUAUAUUGAUAUAGUUUGAAAAACUUUAUUAAAGUUAGUCAAGUGCCUGAGUUUUUAAUAUUGGACUUGAGUAUUUAUAUUUUGUGUCAUCAACUUUGUUGGAUACAGAACACUGUAGGAGUGGAUGAUCAGUGCUAGCACCUUUACGCAUUUACUUUAUGGAGAAUAUGUACGUUAUUUAUACACAAGGAAAUCUAUUUUAUGUCAUUGUUUAAAAGAAUUGUGUGAAAUCAUGUAGUUGCAAAUAAAAAAUAGUUUAAGGCA